ACAGAUGGAAAUGUCAUUGAAAACAUUUAUGAAUAACAGUUUAAAAAUACAAACAAGUUUUAAAUGACGUGGGGGAGUGACCCCGAAGCAAAAAUAUUUAUGAAAAAGUAAUUCUUCAAAUAUUGUUGACCUAUAUACAAAAUGCAUCCUAGCAGGCGUAGAAAAAAACGGCCGAAUUACGGAAUUCGAACCGUAGAGGUGGCUAGAGGACCAAAUGGUUUUGGUUUCACAAUUUCAGGACAGCAGCCUUGUAUUUUGAGUUGUAUUGUGAAAGAUUCACCUGCAGAUCAAGCUGGACUUCGUGCUGGUGAUUUUUUGAUUUCAGUAAAUGAUGUAUCAGUUUCUAAAACUACACAUGAUGCUGUAGUGAAUUUAAUAGGCAGUUGUGUUGGACCCAUCAAAAUGACUAUAGCUGAAAAUUAUUAUUCUGAUAGUAGUGAUGAAGAUCUAGAUGUGAAUCGUAUAAUAACUUGCAGGAAACCAAAGCAUAAACCAAGACCUAGCAGAACACAGCGACCUAUUAAUCGUAAAAGUAAUGACGGUUUAGCCGUGUUGAAAAAUGCUAACCAUAAUUACAUUCUGAAAUAUUCAAAUGGCAACAAGGAAUCCAUAAUUCCCAUGAAUGUAUCAAGUACUAUGGGAGAUCAAGAUGUUUCUACAGAUUAUAAAUCAUUGGCAGGAUAUCUGGGAGCAAUUGAAAUGCCAAAACAGUUUUCAUCUGAUGGCCAUUUGAAAGGAUUAUCUAUCGAAGAUCAAGGAGGUCCCAUUGAAUAUAAAGCAUUAGUUGGAUAUCUUGGUACCAUUGAGAUGCCGAAACAACUUUCACCAGAAACAAGACUUCAGACAGUAUGCAAUUGUAUAAAAAAAUUAAGGCAAGAAAAACGAAACCCAACAGCUAUUCUCAUGACGGUUCUACCUACUUGUUUAACUUUGAAGAAUUCCUCUAAUCAUAUUUUGGCUAUAUAUCCAACUAAUAGAGUUGUUUAUGUUGGAUCUGCUAGAGAUAAGGAUUCAAGAUAUUUUGGUUUAGUCACUAGUGCAAUAUGCGAUUCAAAUACAAAAGAAAACAACGAUGAUUGGCAUCUAGACAUGAAUAUGAAAAAGUCUAACUCAGAUAUUGAUAUUUCUAAUAGUUGCCAUAUUUUUGUAACAGAUCCUAAGCUUAUAGAUCAUAAUGUUCAUUUGCGAAAAGCAGAAGCAUUCAAUAUUGUUUGUAGUAUAGAUCCUAUAUCAGGACGUUGUUUGGAAUUUCCCAAGGAUUCACUUUAUAUUGUUAGUUUAAUACAAAGCAUGUAUAAGUUACAGUGUGAUUUGCAAACUGUUAAAUUCAAUAUAGAAGAAAGAGGUGUGCCUUUGCUGGCUAAUUCACCACAACCUAGUGCAUCGAGCAAUUCAGAUUCUGGAAUUGGAUUCAGGGAUGAUUUCAAUUCAAUAAGUGAUAGAAUUGUAUUGGUAGAGUUUCCAGCAAGACCUUUGGAAGGAACUAGUAAACAUAAUUUCAUUGCAGAAGAAAAUGUCGAAAAUAGAGAAAGUAUGCUCAGAAAUUCAGAAAUUUAUGGUAUGACUUCAGAAGAAACAAAACCUAAUGCUUUAUUGAAAAUGGUAUUGAAUAAUGAGAAACCAUUAAACAAUGUCCAAAUUAUAAAAUCAUAUGAAGGUGUAAGCAUUAAGAAUAGUUUCGGUGGAUCAAAGGUGGAAAACACUAAAAACAGCAAUAAAAUAGAAGGACAGCUGAAUAAUCUUUCCAAUUCUGAAAAAUUGAAUUGUAGAUCCUCUUUCGACAAGUUGACUAGAAAUGUUUCACCAUCAAGUUUCACCAGUUCUGAAGACAACACUAAGACUAAUGAAGUUUGUAUUGGGAAUAGUCCUAAAAGGCAUGAAAACAUCAAGGCUGGAGGAUACAAGGAAAUUGAUAUCAAGAGUAAUUUUAAUGAGCUAGAAAUGACCAGAAAUAACUUGUCUUUCAAUCAGUGCAAUAUGAAUAGUUUUCAGGAACGACCAAUAGAUGUUCCAUAUGAAAUGGAGGUUGAUAGAUUAAACCAAUGUGUUUAUUCCAAGUAUAAUAGGGAAGAUUCUGAAUUCAAGAAGUCAGCAGAUAGUUUAUCGAUGUGCAGUGCACGUAGCAUUGAAUUGGGAAACUCUAUGAGUGUUUUUAAAACUCCCAGUGCAGUUUUCUUUGAACGUAAAGCUAAACAUACCCCAAAAUUAGCUAGUAGUUGUGACGAUUUGAACAAGUGUGGUAAUAACAAAAGGAAAUUGACUCCUAAGAAGUGUGGAACAUCAAAACCCAACUACAGCUAUGAAGAAUUGAAUAAUAUGGAUUUCGGACAACAGUUGGGCUAUGGCAGUUUGAAUGAUUUAUUCUUUUCUAAUAGAGGAAGCAGCCAUGAGGGAAGGCAGAUCGCUAGGAGUGAACCUGAUGUGAGGUCACAAGAAGGGAUGACUUGUUACAUGAACGAGACGGACGGCCAAGCCACCAAGGAUGUCAAGGAGAGUUCGGUACAGGUGUGGACUACUUCGUUCGAGAAGCUGCUGGAGGACACGGAAGGACUCAAGGCGUUCUCUGAGUUUCUGAAGAAAGAGUUCAGCUCGGAAAACAUAGAUUUUUGGAUAGCCGUCGAGCGCUUCCGACACAUACCUAAUGGUCAAGAAAAAAAGGCCGAAGCUAGAAGAAUCUACCAGCAACACAUCUGUGUUGGCGCUCCAGAGGCAGUUAAUGUGGACUCACACGGUAGGCAGUGUGUGGAACAGGCAUUACACGAGGCAACCAGCAACAUAUUCGAUCAGGCGCAAAAGCAAGUGUUGAACUUGAUGAAAUUCGACAGUUAUCCUAGAUUCUUGAAAUCCGAUGUAUAUAAACAAUGCCUAGUAAAUAGUACAAAAACCAAUGGUGCUACACCAAUUAAAUUGAAGAAGAGCCUAAGCAAUGCAGAAGAUAGGAGGAGGAAAAGUCUGCUACCCUGGCACAGAAAAAGUAGGUCUAAGUCAAAGGACAGGUUUGAAAAUGGUGAUUCGCUUAGUAUCAAAGCCGAGGAUGGGUGCCUUAGGAACGAAAUCCAUAGUAGCAAGUCAUCUUUGACAUCCCUGGAUCUUGCUAUCGCCAACAAUAUGCAGAAUGUUAGAGAUGAUGAGUCUUACCAUGGAAAUCUUCUGUGUCGUGUUAGUUUUAGUAACUGUAGCACGACAGUAGUACAAAUUAAACCUUCUGAAACCAUCAAUGAUCUAGUGCUGAGGUUAUUGGAGAAAAGACGUCUGAACUACAGCUCUUUUGAAGUUUACACUGACCGACAUACAAAGCCAGUGGACCCCAAUGAAGUAUCCUCUAUAUUGGCCAGUUGCGAAGUUAAGAUCCAGCAGAGGGUCGUGUUCAAACUGGACCUUCCUAAUAGGAAAACCGUUUCGGUGAAAUCAAAAGCAACCAAGAUGAUUAUUGAUGUGCUUAAACCCAUUCUUCACAAAUACGACUUCACACUUGAUCAAGUUGUUGUGAUAAAUCCGAAAGAUGGAGGUUCUGUGAUUGAUGUUCGAAGUCCGAUCACCAGUAUAGACAAUUUGAGACUGCAAGUCCAAUUUAUUGAUAAAGGUGUCAGCAGUAUUCCUGAAACAAGAAAUGAUGCUAGUGUUCAGAAAACAAACAAGUUAGUUGAAAUAACAAACCAGGUUUUUGAAGGAAUUCUUCACGAUAAAUCAGAAAAUUCACAUUCGAAACCUAAAUCAGAUAAAGGAUCUGUGAAAAGUGAGGACUUGGGCUCGGAACAUUCCUCUAGCUAUUUUGGCAAAUUUCUGCGUAGAGAUUCUUCCAACCAAGAAUGGAAAAAAAAAUCUCUAAUUCCAAGAAGUAAAAUUUUGGGUAAUACAAUAAGCAAGUGUGUGGUUUCGCCAGAUCAAAAUCAACUGAAAAAACCUCUGAUUGCAAAAUGGAAAGCUGGAGCCAAUAAACUACAAGUGUCACCCAGCAGUGAAAGUGAGUGUAAUGAAUUAGUUGAGGGUCUAACAAGGGCCCAGAAAGCUCGCUUAGAAGACCAGAGGGGAACAGAAAUAAACUUUGAACUACCUGACUUUUUGAAGGACAAAGAAGAUGAUAGACUCCGAAAAUCGCCCAACAAUUCCCAAGAAUCGAACUUUUUACCUGAACAGACACCUGUUAACAAUGCGAUAACAUCCAGUUUGAGUCCUAAAAUAAGUAGCGAAUUGGACUCCCGUGUGAACUAUGAAAAUCAGAAUAUCAGACCAGAAAUAAGAAACAAAGAUGAUUCCCCAGUGAACACUCCAAGCAAACAGAUGAAAUUGAAUAAUGUUCGGAGUUUUCUUCCCAAAUUCUCCAUAGAAAGCAAUAAUUUUAAAUCUAGUCAGAUUGGCACACAAAAAACUUUUGAAAGUCCUCUUGGUAAGGAAUUUAAAAUGGAGCCUCCACCCUUACCGCCGAAGCCUAAAAUAAUACCUUUAAAACCACCCAAUUGGGGACAGAGUGAAUUUCGAAGGCCUAAAGAAAUUUCACAAAACAUUAAAAAUAAACAGGCCUUAUUCUUGGAACAAUCUUCUAGCAGCUUUGUAUGAAAUUAUAUAAAUAUAGAAUUUUAUUUAUUCAGAUUGUAUUUUGAAAAGCUUGAUAGUAUAUUUAUAAUAAAUUUUUUGAAUAAA
This is a messenger RNA of Harmonia axyridis, 4641 nucleotides long. Its product is annotated as regulator of G-protein signaling loco. Bases 142 to 4557 code for a protein of 1471 amino acids. Gene Ontology annotation, biological process: signal transduction. Gene Ontology annotation, molecular function: protein binding; GTPase activator activity. NCBI's taxonomy places the organism in Eukaryota, Metazoa, Arthropoda, Insecta, Coleoptera, Coccinellidae. The record is from RefSeq and is a predicted model, not a curated record. The transcript has 10 exons.